CUGGGUGAGUUUUAACCUUCAACCUUUUGGUUAGCAGCUGAGCACUUUAACUGUUGUGCCAUCAGGGCUCCUUCUCUUUGGCAGAAGUGAGUGCGAUUAAAGUACAUUAUCUCCUGUUCACAUAAAUGCAAAGAGAGUGCAUGCAAGCCCUACACUGUGACAAUUUCUGCCGAAAGGCAGCCUCCCGGGACGUAGAGAUCAAGCUACUGACAACAACAAUACAAAUACUGAAAUCACAACAGGUAAAUCUCAAAAGAUGUUUCCUUUCUGGACAUCAAGGUACUAUGUACAUAGAUGAUGCAUAGGUAUAAAAUACUAUGCAAUGCAGUAAUACUAGCACCACUCUUUAUGGGUCUUGCCACCAGACUUUGAACUCCUUGGGAGUAAGAGUUCUUGUUUAUCUUGGAAUUGCCUGUGCUUAGCACAGUACCCGACACACAGCUGAUGUUCUGAAUAUUUUUGAUAAAUUGAUCUUAGAUUUCUCUUCCUUCAGCAAAUUUUUACCAAGAGCUAUCAAUAGACAAGACACUGUCCUGGCCUCUAUGAGGAAUAUAGAAAAAUGCAAGCUCACCAUCCUUGCCCCCAAGAGACAGUUAAGAUGAGACAAAAAAAUGUAUACCUAAGAUAAUCAAGUAACACUAAAGCUGUUGACCAAGUGACAAAAGGAGCUCCACAGACAAAAGUGCUGUUGAAAUCCAGAAGAAAGGGAUUGGUGUGGGCUGGAGAGGUAGGGAAACUCUGAUCUGCGUGUAAGAAAAUAAUGAGGAAUUUUAAAUUUUUAGUUUCAGUUCUCAAAGCAACAUUCACUUUACUUCUGGGUAAAGUUUAUUAGUUCUCUUCAACCCUUCAUGCAAAAAGGUACAAAAUAUAAAAAGUAUUUUAAUUCUUGUCCUGCAUAGUUCACCACAUUUUGAGGAUAAAAAGUAGUGUUUGCAAAGCUUUGAGUACAGGCUAAGUGUUUUUAUUGGAAGCCAGGUUGAAUGCAUAAAGAAAGAAAGGUACAAAAUAGAGUCUUUGAUAACCACAGAAUUAUCCAGGGAAGGGGAAUUAUGGAAUAAGUCAUAACAGAAUAUUUUUUUCAUUGUGAUAGUAUUUUCAUAGAAUUCAAAUCAAAGAAGCUUAGAAUUGGAAGGGGCGUUAGAGGUCAUCUAGUCUAGUCUCCUCAUUUUACAAACUUGCUUUAACUCAAUUCUAUAAAAUGACCCGACUUGUUUUUUCAUCUUGCAGUGAGUUGAAUAUUUAUAAGGCUGUGCUCUGAAUGAAGGAGCCCUGGUGGUGCAGUGGUUAAGAGCUCCACUGCUAACUAACAUGUCGGCAUUUCAAAUCUACCAGCUGAUCUUUGGAAACCUUAUGGGCAGUUCUACUGUGUCCUAUAGGAUAGCUAUGAGUUGGAAUCGACUCCACGGUAACAGAUUUGGUUUGGUUUGGUUUGGGCUCUGAAUGAAGAAGGUGCAAAAUGGCAGAAUGACAUCCAGGGGAAACGUUCUACCAGUUGUCCCCCUUUUCUUUUUCUAUAGGCAUUAAAACUAUCCAGGUAGCCACUCAUGUAUGUAUGCUUUAGGGAAAAGGGUAUUUGUGGGAAGAAAAUGUGGUUUAUUUUGCAGUUAGUUAGGGGAAAUGGAUCUUUUUGCUUGGUGUCCUAAACUGUGAACUACCUCAUUAUCUCACCUUCCUUUCCCUGCUCCUGUCUCUCCCUCUGCCCUGAGCACAACUGCCAGCAGGCCCGCUCACCUGACUUCAUCUGACUGCCAGAGGGAAACAGAAGGAGAAGCAGACUCCGCCGCUGUGUCUAGGCCUGCCACCUUCUUUCCUCCAAGCCUGCCCUGCUUUCUUCCCAUCCCUUGGUGUAUGGACCAUUAUAUUUUAUUCUUCUUGCCAACUUAUUUUUUAUUGUUCCUCCUGCAGGACUAAAAUGGAUGCUAAACAGCCAAGGAAGCACAGUUUGACAUUCUUUCCGAUUCCGAAAGCAAGAAAGAAACAAAAUUUCACCCCCUCUAUGAAGGGCCCCACUCUUCCUCCUGAGAUCUACAUGAACACAAACACCAACAUUACUUCAUUCCCUUUUGUGGACACCAAGGGAAAGAAGAACAUGGUCAACUUCCCACGUAUCAACAAUAAAGUCCUGCUGAAGCCAUCCUUGCUGUAUCAGGAGAACCAAACUCACAGUCAGGUAUCAGCCUGUGAGCUUAAGCCUUCAGAAAUACUUUCCCACUCCAGCAUUAAAACCCAAGAUCCCAAGCCUGAGGAGAAACCACCAAGGAAGCACAAAGUGCCUCUGACAGCUGCAGAGGCCCUAAAGUUUUUUAAGAACCAGCUGUCUCCAUAUGAGCAAAAUGAAAUCCUGGGCUACACAGAGCUAUGGUUCCUGGGGCUUGAAGCUGAGAAGCUCAACAUGGCUUCAGAGAAAUUCAGCAAGACAAGUUUUGAUGAUGAACAUGGCUCCUAUAUGAAGGUCCUGCAUGACCACAUUGCCUACCGCUACGAGGUUCUGGAGAUGAUCGGGAAAGGGUCCUUUGGACAGGUGGCCAAGUGCUUGGAUCACAAAAACAAUGAAUUGGUGGCCCUGAAAAUCAUCAGGAACAAGAAGAGAUUUCACCACCAGGCCCUGGUAGAGCUGAAGAUUCUGGAAGCUCUCAGAAGGAAGGACAAAGACAAUACCUACAAUGUGGUGCACAUGAAGGACUUCUUCUACUUCCGCAAUCACCUCUGUAUCACCUUUGAACUCCUGGGGAUCAACUUGUACGAGUUGAUGAAGAAUAAUAGCUUUCAAGGCUUUAGUCUGUCAAUAGUUCGGCGUUUCACCCUCUCUGUUUUGAAGUGCUUACAAAUGCUUUAUGUAGAGAAAAUCAUUCACUGUGAUCUCAAGCCUGAGAAUAUAGUGCUAUACCAAAAGGGCCAAGUCUCAGUUAAAGUUAUUGACUUUGGAUCAAGCUGUUAUGAACACCAGAAAGUAUACACCUACAUCCAAAGCCGGUUCUACCGAUCCCCGGAGGUGAUUCUGGGUCACCCCUACAACAUGGCCAUUGAUAUGUGGAGCCUGGGAUGCAUCAUGGCGGAGUUGUACACAGGCUACCCUCUGUUUCCUGGGGAGAAUGAAGUGGAGCAGUUGGCCUGCAUCAUGGAGGUGCUGGGCCUGCCGCCAGCCCACUUCAUUCAGACGGCCUCCAGGAGACAGAUAUUCUUUGAUUCCAAAGGUUUUCCUAAAAAUAUAACCAACAACAGGGGGAAAAAAAGAUACCCGGACUCCAAGGAUCUCAUGAUGGUGCUGAAAACCUACGACACCAGCUUCCUUGACUUUCUCAGAAGGUGUUUGGUAUGGGAACCUUCUCUUCGCAUGACCCCUGGCCAGGCCCUCAAGCAUGCUUGGAUUCAUGAGCCACGGAGCCUCAAACCCCGGCCCAGGCCCCAGACCCUGAGGAAGCCCAGUCUCAGUUUCCCCUCUGAGGGAAAGAAGAACAAGGUUCAGGGGCAUCACCACUUGGGCAGAAAAGAUAAGAUCACCAAAGAAGAGUCUGCCGAGAAAAUAAGAAAUGUAGCUACUUUGAAGUCGGUUCAGAAUGCAGGUGAUCAGCAGGGCUUUCUCCAGCACAGGGCUGACAUGGUCCAGCUGCCUCAUCUAGUAGAUGCUCCCGGAAAGCCAGAGGCACUUAUUGGGUCAGAGCAGUCCCCGACCUUCACAGGAGAUCAAAGCAAGAACUCCUCCCUCAAGAACACAAACAUUUUACCACCCAUUGUAUGACCUUGGCUGAGGGUGUGUCCUGUUCCUUUCCACCAAUGAUUUGUAUUAGAGACAGCACUUAUAUUGUACAAUACUUCAGAUUGUUGUUUUUUAAUGCAUAAAGGUUUGUUUUAAAAAAAAGAUUCGCAUGGCCAGCUUGGCAUGAUU
Trichechus manatus latirostris (Florida manatee) is the source of this 3886-nucleotide messenger RNA. It is a transcript of the gene DYRK4, whose product is annotated as dual specificity tyrosine phosphorylation regulated kinase 4. Gene Ontology annotation, molecular function: ATP binding; protein serine/threonine/tyrosine kinase activity; protein serine/threonine kinase activity. Gene Ontology annotation, biological process: peptidyl-serine phosphorylation; peptidyl-threonine phosphorylation. The record is from RefSeq and is a predicted model, not a curated record. The transcript is spliced from 14 exons. NCBI's taxonomy places the organism in Eukaryota, Metazoa, Chordata, Mammalia, Sirenia, Trichechidae. The coding region runs from base 1913 to 3739 and encodes 608 amino acids. Gene Ontology annotation, cellular component: cytoplasm; nucleus; cytoskeleton.